Messenger RNA from Rubroshorea leprosula, 756 nucleotides. The record is from the annotation of a GenBank genome assembly. NCBI's taxonomy places the organism in Eukaryota, Viridiplantae, Streptophyta, Magnoliopsida, Malvales, Dipterocarpaceae.
CUUUGGGAUAAGCAACUUCUAUGUGCAAAGCAAAAAGAUACAUAAAAAUCUAGGGGUUGGAAGCUGCAUCUUUCUCUUGCUUCGGCUCAUGAUACAUAAUCGAGUCCUUACGAACGGUGCAAGAGCAGCACGAGGCCUAUCCAUCGAUGAUUCCCGUCCUCGAUGUCAGAAUGCAAAAGAGGAUGUCCUACACUGUUUUCGUGACUAUGAAAGCUCAAGAAGAGUGGAGGAAAUGGAUUGGAGAUCACCUUUGGCAACAAUGGCAGGGAAUGAAUUGUGCCGAGUGGAUACACCACAACUUGUCUAGAGGAAAUGUGAAAAUUGAACAUGGCUUAUCGUGGGACGCUGCUUUUGCUGCCAUUUGCUGCUUUAUAUGGCUAGCUCGGAAGAAGGUGAUAUUUGAAGGUGAUAAUGAAUGGAUCACAGCGAAAGAAGCUAUGCUCAGAUUUCACCUAGCGGACGCUGCAUUCUAUUCGAGGAAUAAUUCUCUCGCCGGAACCAUGCGUAGGGAGCAAUUCAUUGGAUGGAAAAGACCUCCAACAGGCUAUAUCAAGAUCAAUGUAGAUGGCUUAGCUAAAGGAGCCCCUGGAUAUUCAACAACAGGGGGACUAUGUCGAGAUUCUACAGCAGAGAUUAGUGCUUUGGUUUCACUCAGCAACUAAGCAUGGGUUACGCAAUACGUGCGGAACUAGUUGCGAUUUGGAGAGGCUUGCAACUGGCAUGGGAUAAAGGGUUCAAGAAAGGCAUUAUCGAAAC